Suillus paluster is the source of this 303-nucleotide messenger RNA. RefSeq lists its product as uncharacterized. The transcript has a single exon. Lineage: Eukaryota; Fungi; Basidiomycota; Agaricomycetes; Boletales; Suillaceae. The coding region runs from base 70 to 291 and encodes 73 amino acids. The record is from RefSeq and is a predicted model, not a curated record.
CACCUUCGCGUAUACCAUACAAUCAAAGUUUUGAUGGUGGGUGGUUUCCUGCACUGACAGUCAUCACUAAUGCAUAUACUAGAUACCAUGUUCACCUACCUCGCUAUUCUUGUCGCUGCCGCUGGGGUGCAGGCAGCUCUUAGUACCACCGAUGAAGGAGAAUUAUUCUGCUUACAGCUACUAUUCGCUAUAUCAAACACACCUCUCCGCGCAUGCAAGCCUCGCAAAUAUACAAGUGUCGUUUCGAAGUCCGCCAUCAUGCCGAUGUGUGCCGAGUGUGUUGGUGGCUGAUCCUUGCAGCUC